AUGUGUGGCAUUUCAGCAGUUAUCCUAUCUAAUUCUCAGGGCAUGGCCUGUCCUGACCUCUUUGAAAGUCUUGGUCUCUUGCAACAUCGUGGUCAGGACGCUGCUGGUAUUGUCACUUGUGGCCCCAAGGGUCGUCUCUUCCAAUGCAAAGGCAACGGCAUGGUUCGUGAUGUUUUUGACCAAAAGCAACUCUCUCGUCUUAUCGGUAGCAUGGGUGCUGGUCAUGUGCGUUAUCCCACCGCUGGUUCUUCUUCCAUGUCCGAAGCUCAACCUUUCUAUGUCAACUCGCCUUACGGUAUCGUCUUUGCCCAUAAUGGUAAUUUGACCAACAACCGUGAAUUGCGUGUGUUUUUGGACAAGAUUGCCCAUCGUCAUAUCAAUACCGAUUCCGAUUCGGAGGUCUUGUUGAACAUCCUUGCUAACAACUUGCAAAAGACCGGCAAGUUCAGAAUCAACGAAGAAGAUAUCUUCACCGCUAUCAAGGACUUGUAUGCUCAAUGCCGUGGUGCAUAUGCAUGUGUUGCUAUGAUUGCUGGCUAUGGUAUUAUCGGCUUCCGUGACCCCCAUGGUAUUCGUCCCCUUGUUCUCGGUCGCCGCAAAACCGAAACGGGCUAUGACUACAUGUUUGCUUCGGAGAGUGUAUGUUUGGAUGCUCUUGGUUUCACUGACUGCGAGGAUAUCAAUCCUGGUGAGGCUGUAAUUAUCACCCGUGAGCAACUCUCUCGUCGUCAAUUGGUGCCUGCCGCUCUCCACACACCUUGCAUUUUCGAAUACGUCUACUUUGCUCGCCAAGAUAGUAUCAUUGAUGGUAUCUCUGUUUACAAGGCACGUCUCUCUAUGGGUGAAGCUCUUGCUAGACAAGUCGAAAAAAUGUUUGGUGACAAGUGUGAUAUCGAUGUCGUGAUUCCUGUCCCUGAUACAUCCCGUGUUGCUGCUCUUCAAGCAUCGCACAAGUUGAAUAUCCUUUAUCGUGAAGGCUUCAACAAGAAUCGUUACGUUGGCAGAACCUUCAUUAUGCCUGGUCAACAAACUCGUCGCAAGAACGUGCGUCGAAAGUUAAAUGCCAUGACUUUGGAAUUCCAGGACAAGAACGUUCUUCUUGUGGAUGAUUCGAUUGUGCGUGGUACCACUUCCAAGGAAAUCAUUCAAAUGGCUCGCGACGCCGGUGCCAAAAAGGUGUACAUUGCCUCCUGUGCUCCCGCCAUUCGAUACCCCAACGUGUACGGCAUUGAUAUGCCUAGUCGUCACGAGCUUGUCGCUCACAACCGCACUGAUGACGAAAUUGCUGCGGAGAUCGGUGCUGACAAGAUCAUAUAUCAAGACUUGGAGGACCUGGUUGAAUCCGUUCGCAAAUACAAUCCUUCCAUCAAAAAGUUCGACACCUCUGUGUUUGACUGCGACUAUGUCACUGGCGAUGUUGAUGAGGAUUACAUGUCUUACAUUGAAGGAGAGCGCAAUGAUGAAAGCAUGCAAGCCGCUAGCGAAGAUAACGAGAGCGUUGGUUUGUAUAACAGCUUUACAAAGUAG
Lichtheimia ornata is the source of this 1527-nucleotide messenger RNA. Its product is annotated as amidophosphoribosyltransferase. NCBI's taxonomy places the organism in Eukaryota, Fungi, Mucoromycota, Mucoromycetes, Mucorales, Lichtheimiaceae. The coding region runs from base 1 to 1527 and encodes 508 amino acids. Gene Ontology annotation, cellular component: cytoplasm. The record is from RefSeq and is a predicted model, not a curated record. The transcript is spliced from 9 exons. Gene Ontology annotation, biological process: purine nucleotide biosynthetic process; purine nucleobase biosynthetic process. Gene Ontology annotation, molecular function: amidophosphoribosyltransferase activity.